Fimicolochytrium jonesii is the source of this 1430-nucleotide messenger RNA. RefSeq names its product PQ loop repeat-domain-containing protein. NCBI's taxonomy places the organism in Eukaryota, Fungi, Chytridiomycota, Chytridiomycetes, Spizellomycetales, Powellomycetaceae. Bases 153 to 1202 code for a protein of 349 amino acids. The transcript has 4 exons. The record is from RefSeq and is a predicted model, not a curated record.
CUGAGUUUCAACUUCUUGCCAACGCUUGGCUGUUGAAGGCAGGCGCAGAGGCAACUCAGUCUCGUUGGAUACUGGGUCAGGACGACUACUACCCAGGUCCUGAAGAGUUGUCCUCCUCUAUAUCUCGUAUACGCUCCAUAUCGCCGGACAGAAUGGGUGUUUCCUGUGUCUGCGACCCGGCGGUCGUCGACGGCUAUCGAUAUGUAGAAUGGAUAGCGAGUUGGGCUGGCGAAUGUGUUCACACUCCAAGGGAGAUUCAAGCCUUUGCCUGCGGCAUUGCUGCACUGUUUUGUUUCCUCGUAGGCCUACUGCCACAAAUGUAUAAGAACUACAAGCGCGGCGACGUAGAAGGCCUGAGUUUUGCUCUCCUCUGCAUCUGGGCUAUGGGAGAUGUGACGAAUCUUAUUGGAGCGAUCAUGACACGCCAGACAUUCGCCAUGAAGCUGUGUGGGACAUACUUUGUGUUUCUGUCCAUUGCAUCAUUCGUCCAGUACUUCCACUACAAGAAGACGAACGAUGCGAGCGGCGCUGGCAGGGCUGCGAUAAGGGCGGCGGAUGAGGAAAUUGCUACGAAACCUGCGGGAGACGACCCAGAUAGGACAGCGACCGAGACGGAUCCCCUCCUGCAUCAGAUCCCCAUCCCACAUCAAAGCUCCUCGCAACCUCGGUCAGCUCAACGGCAUUACGCCGGUGGUCGCAGUCAUGUACCAACCGUGCUUGAGCGCGUAACAGCCACCACGGCUCUGAUUUUAGCGCUCGCAGCGGUAUUUGCGUCGGUGGAAGCCGCACCGACGUCGGAAAUGUUGAUGAUGAGGGGAGAUCAACCGGAUGGAACGGCGCCGAUACUACCACCGCCAUCGUGUGAUGGGCAGGAUAAGCUGCAAGAUCCGUGGGUGGCCCAUACCGGGGAGGUUAUUGCGUGGAUUUCGGGACUGAUGUACUUUUCUAGCCGCAUCCCACAGCUAAUCGAAAACCACCGCACCAAAUCCACCGAAGCUCUCUCGCUCUACGUCUUCUCCCUAACAAUCAUCGGCAACAUCCUCUACUGCGGCUCCAUUGUGCUCCGCCUCCCGCACUCAACAACACCCGCGCUGGACAGCAACUUCUUUGCGGCGGUCUUGCCGUAUUUGCUAGGAUCCGCUGGGACACUGGUGUUUGAUUUGGCUAUCUUUGCCCAGGCGGCGUAUUACGGCUGUUUGUGAAUGGGACUCGUGAUAUGAGGACGGGACAUGGACUUGGGAGAGACAUGAAAGUCCAGAUUAACGGCGUAGGUCCGACGAGCUGGACCGGACUUUACGUUAUGCAGAGAAGACAGCCCCCCCUCACAAACGAUUUGACGAAGUAAUACCAUGGACCACAGCAUUCAUGUACACAUAUAUUAGCCUAGAUGUGUGCCCUAACCUAAUUUAAUGCAUACGAUAAUAUCUCAA